Drosophila eugracilis is the source of this 3144-nucleotide messenger RNA. Its product is annotated as ubiquitin-conjugating enzyme E2 Q2. NCBI's taxonomy places the organism in Eukaryota, Metazoa, Arthropoda, Insecta, Diptera, Drosophilidae. The transcript is spliced from 9 exons. Gene Ontology annotation, cellular component: nucleus. Gene Ontology annotation, molecular function: ubiquitin conjugating enzyme activity. The record is from RefSeq and is a predicted model, not a curated record. Gene Ontology annotation, biological process: protein polyubiquitination. The coding region runs from base 720 to 1913 and encodes 397 amino acids.
AAAGGUAAAGCGGGCGGACGUGCGUGGACCUGAGUUUAAUUCUCCGUGUCACAAUUUUCGCUGCUGUCCUAAAAGCCCAGGAUAACCAACAAACAAACAUAAAAUAAGAGAACUGAAAAAGUUAACCAAGAAAAAACGGUAAUAAGUCGGGAAAAUCAAAGUGCAAAAUUGAACGCCAAAAAAGUAGAGUGUGAGCGAGACAGCGCAUGCUGGGCGCCGCAGGAGCUGAAGAAGAAGAAGCAGUGAGAGUGAAGUUAACUGGAAGUGGAGUGGAUAGAGGAAAGCGAGAAGAGAGCCAGAGAAAACAACAAAGAACAACCAGGCGACUCAAAACAAGUCGCCUUUUAAAUCUACCUCCAAAUAAAAGCAAACGUCAGUUUAGCAAGCACAAUAACAAAAUAAACAAAAGUAAAAACAAAGACAAGGGAACAUCAACUCAAUAAAAAAUUUAAAUCGGAGCAAAUCACUUGAAAAGGGAAAAGCGCCAUCUAGUGUCGCGAGUAAAAUCAGCAGCUGACAGAGAAAAAGAAACCGAAUAAAGAGUAAAGGAGCAAAAAGAUUUAAAAAAAAUACAAUCUCUCUUCGCCUGGAAGUUGAAAAGGAACAGCAAAAGAGAGGGGGGAGUUAGCUCCCUCAAAACUUCAUUUGGACCACGAAAAUAUUAAUAACAGUAAAGUAAAAAAAAACCCAGACUCGUUGCCUUCUAAGCCCGCCACAAGAUGGCGUGCCUUAACACCUUGAAGCAGGAAAUCAAAACGCUGGAGAAGAUUUUCCCGAAGAAUCACGAGCGCUUUCAGAUCCUCAAUUCCAGCGUCGAUGAACUUCUGUGCCGGUUUAUCGAUAAGAAUGGAAAGCGCUACGAUAUCCAUGCCAACAUAACGGAAACGUAUCCGUCAUCGCCGCCAGUUUGGUUUGCCGAAAGCGAGGAGACGAGCGUCACAAAUGCUGUUCAAAUACUUAGCAAUACAAAUGGACGUGAUAAUCACGUGAUUAAUCAGGUGGGCAUACUUCUGCGUGAGCUGUGCCGACUACACAACGUUCCACUGCCACCCGACAUCGAUAAUUUGGCCCUGCCGCUGCAAACGCCGCCGCCAUCCGCUUCUCCACUCCGCUGCGAGCAGAGGCCAGGAGGUGGUGGAGCGGGGGGCGGUGGAGGUCCGCACGGCAACGAGGAGACAGAUUCGGAUCAGGAGGAGAUAGAAGAUCCUAUCGGCGAGAGCGAACAGGAGAGCGAGGGUGAUGAAGACUUGCCGCUGGAAAUGGAUGAUGUACGAAGUACAAACAAGAAGGACGACAUGGAAGUGGAACACCUAGCAACUCUAGAAAGACUGCGUCAAAGUCAAAGACAAGACUAUCUUAAAGGUUCCGUUUCGGGUUCCGUGCAGGCAACCGAUCGCUUAAUGAAGGAACUACGUGAUAUUUAUCGAUCGGACGCCUUCAAAAAGAACAUGUAUUCUAUUGAGCUCGUCAACGAGUCGAUUUACGAGUGGAACAUACGCCUCAAGUCUGUCGAUCCGGACAGUCCGCUGCACAGUGAUCUGUUAAUGCUCAAAGAGAAGGAGGGCAAGGACAGUAUUCUGCUCAAUAUCCUUUUCAAGGAAACGUAUCCCUUCGAGCCCCCCUUUGUGCGCGUCGUCCAUCCGAUCAUUUCAGGAGGCUACGUGCUCAUCGGCGGUGCCAUCUGCAUGGAAUUGCUGACCAAACAGGGCUGGAGCUCGGCUUACACCGUCGAAGCUGUUAUCAUGCAAAUUGCAGCCACCCUCGUCAAGGGAAAGGCGCGCAUCCAGUUUGGGGCCACCAAAGCACUGACCCAGGGUCAAUAUAGUUUGGCUCGAGCCCAGCAGAGCUUCAAAUCUCUGGUGCAGAUUCACGAAAAGAAUGGCUGGUUCACACCACCCAAGGAAGAUGGCUAAGACAGAAAUAUCCCCCAUACGCACACCCUUUCUGGAAUAAUGCAUGCAGCAAACAUUAUAUCCCCAUCUAAGCCCUCACACGCCACUCGCCACCCGCCACACACAUUUCCGUAUCCGCAUCCAUCAAGCACACAUCCCGCACUUACAGCCAGUUCAUUUUGACCUGGUUAGGACAAAAUUGGACGGAGCUCCAGAAUGAAAGGUAAUGGCCCAAAACCUUGUUCGUUUGCAACGCCGAAAAAAAUUGAACAGGCGCCCAUCAUCCAUACGCAUAUAUAUAUUACACGUAUAAACGUAAAGCGGACUUGCAAAACAAAUCCUUGUAUUCAUGGUUACCGUUUCGUUGCAAGAAAAUUCAGAUGCUUAGGCCCCAUUCGUCUUCUAUGUAGUGUGUAGUAUUCUUACCAAAUCCUCCUGCCUAAAGUCGUGUAUCUUGUACAGAGUCUUGGAAACUGCAGUUGAAUACAAUUGGGAAGAAACCAGUACCGAAGAGUGUAAAAUGUAAAGGCAAUAUCUAUUUUGUAUAUGAAUAUUAUUUGUAAUUUGUACAUGUAGUGGCUUCAAAACCUUCCAAACAAAAACCACCCAAUACCCACAACCCGCACACACACUCCACACACACGCCUAAAAUGUAAACUAGUUAAGACGCCUAAUUGUAUUCUUAUUUUAAUUUAACCAAUCUGUAGUAUGUUAUAUUUUUUUCUCCUUAUCUUGUAAGCGAAAAGUAAAAGAAACGGCAAGACAAAGUGUGCGAUGUCGAGCAGAAUAGAUAUAUAUAUAUAUACCUAUAAAUACAUAUAAAUAUAAUUAAACAUAAAUAUAAAGAUAUAUAUUAAAAUUAGCGCGAGAGUUUAGCUUAAGCAGAAAAUACAGAACGAUGCGUCGAAGAUGAGCAAAUUCUAAGUGUAAAUUCGUCUUUCCAAAUAAUCGUAAAAUAACGUAAAUAUAAAUUUAAAAAAAUCUAAAUUAAAAACAAAAAACAAAAGCUAAAUCCAGUAGUUGGAAAACAAAAAUCGAAAAUAUUGCAAUAUUGAAAUAAAAAUAUACAUUAAUGUAAAACAAAAAGAAACAAGUUAGUUCGAGGGCAACUGUUUUGCUGGCUCCAUUAUCAGUUUUUUUAUUCGUACAACGGCAGACAAAAUUUCAAUGUACAUUUUAAAACGGAAAUUGGCAUGCACGACAAAAUGUUCAUUUUAAGUAUGUAUUUAAUAAAGAACGAUAUAUACAUGCA